CUGACACAGGGCACUGCUUAUAUCAUGAAGCAGGUGAACACUGAUAACCGAGUGAAAAUGGUUACGCCCUUGAGACAGGCAGGGUAUUCUGAAGAGGCAAGGGCACUAUAUUUUGGAUUUGAGAUCAGCAUUGGAGACAUGAUAAAAGUUGAAAAUCGAGUUAACAUGGCACAGCUGGCGAAACAACUGGGUGUUUCUGAUGACGUCCAAUCCACGGAUCCAGACAACCAAGGGAAGUCUGUACUUCUUAGAUGGAGAGACACUGUUUGUUCUUCAACAUUCAACCAUCGCUUGGUGUUGGCCGAUGCGUUGUUCAGCAUGGGGGAGGAGCAACUCGCACUAGACAUCAUUUCAGGAGUGUAUAGAAAUGGGGAAAUAGACAAGCAAGUGACACAACUGCUAGCGGCUAACAUUAGGUUGGGACAGUUGCCAACAUUGUCUAAAAUCCUGGACCAAACGAAGGAGAACGAAGAGAAGGGAUUAAUACAGAAGAGUCCUACAGAAAUGAGCAACAAACUUCUUGAUGCUGGAUUCUGUGCUUAUGCGCAUGAGUUAAUGGCAGGUAAUGUAAGAUUUAAAGAUUGUUUAUCAGUUAAUUAUAAAGAAGUACAUUUGUCACAUGAUCAUAUUUUACCUAUCUUCUAAAAUCCUACUUUCUUCAUCUUUUUAGGGCCUCUUAUUCUUAUUGGCAGUAUUGAUGAGAUGUAGAGAAACAAUGUUAAUUUGAAGGAAAUUCAAAUUUUCUGUGAUUCUUGAUAUGCUAUCACCAUGCAAAUUGCCAGCACCCACUUUCUUAUAUAUUAAAGCAUAAAACUAAAUCAUUCAAUUAUUCAAGGAUAUGUUAACCCUA
Messenger RNA from Strongylocentrotus purpuratus (purple sea urchin), 850 nucleotides. RefSeq lists its product as uncharacterized. The transcript has 3 exons. The coding region runs from base 25 to 645 and encodes 206 amino acids. Lineage: Eukaryota; Metazoa; Echinodermata; Echinoidea; Camarodonta; Strongylocentrotidae. The record is from RefSeq and is a predicted model, not a curated record.